CUAAUCAGAAGAAAUACUCUCCUUCCCCACCCCAAUUGGUUUUAACGCUGAGAAGAACUAGAUUCUCACAGAGGCUGAGAAUGAAGUCAACACAGUAAAAAAGGCAUCUGAGAAUUGGAGAGCAGUUAAGGACUGAAGGUGGCUCCUAGAACUCCAACUACCAAGAGCUUGUUCUGGACAGUAGAGGAAGAGGAAGAAGAGCAUUCUACUUUGCCUUAAAGAAGACUCUGUAAGUACUGCAGAGCACUUCCAGUUAAAUGUUUGUGUCAAGAACUUAGUCACAUGACUAUACCUGGCUGCCAAGGACACUAUAUCCUCUAGUUGAGUGGCAGUGUGCUACAUCAAAUGACUUCACAGUUUGUUUAGGAGGAGGAAGGAGAGCAAAUGUUUGAGUGGGUAACUAGCAGCCUUUGCCAUGGUGUAUGACUGCCAUUGAAUUCUACAUGUCUAAAAACUUCGGAUAACAAAAAAACUUUGGUGUACAGCUGGCUGUGCUCUUUGAAUUUAAAUAUGUGUAAUAACUCUAGGAUAGGUGUUAUAUUUAUCCCCAGUUUACAGGUUGGGAACAGUGAAAUCCAGCACAUUGAUGGGAGGAUACAGCAGAUGCCUCUGAAAUGCACUCACAUCACUUUGGCACACCUCUGGCUUUCGCUGUAGCUGUGGUGAACAGUUGUAUGUUAACUUAGAGCUCCCUUGCACUGCUCAGACACUCCGCAUGCCUUUUGACAUUCUGCCUCAGGCGCUUUUCAAGAGCUCACUUGACUAGGAAGCACAGCCUGGGAAUACACAGGGCAAGUUAGCAAUCCCAGAAAAACCCUUAAUAAUGCUAGACAAGAGCUUGAGGAUUAAGGUUCCAGUCUCUCAUCUUUCAAAUGGACAAUUAGAGGAGGAAUUUUUUACUCUUUUCUGGAGCUCCCAGUGCUGAUAGCAUCAACCUUUACAACACUUUAUAUUGUAAUUUCCUCCUAUUCUGUCUCACUCACAGGGUUCUUUCAGUCCUGCUUCCUGGGAUCAUCUCCUGAAUAAAUGGGCAUUCGAGUCCUUGUCUCAAGCCCUGCCUUCAUGGGAACCCAAACUAAAGAGAGGAAGACAGAACCUUCAGGCAAUGAGAAUGUGUCUUAUAUUCCAGUAGUGAAUAUGAGUAGUCUACUCAACUGGAAUCUUUUAGAUGUUAGAGGAUGGCCCCAAUAAGCAUUUCUGUGAUGGAAUCCCAUUCUGUUUUCAGUGGUGGCUGCACAUUUCUGAUUUCUGCUUCAAAGAAGCUUCCUCUCAGAGAAACUGUGCUGUGGGGCACAAUGUUUUUCUGUGUAUCAGUAAUGUGCAUAAUUUUAAAUAGACUAAGUUAUUUGUGUAACUAGUUCUGUGUAUUCAGGAGCUAAAACAUGGUAAAUAUCACAGUGAUCAGCCUGUGAGGAGGAGCUGGCAAGGCAUGUCCCUCAGAUUAUCAACUAAACUGAGCACUUGGGGUCAUGCAAAUGAAAGAGUCCUUAGAAGUGUGCCACAUACAAUAAAUGAUUUUAUUAAUUACUCAAAAUUUUUUUGGAGACAGGAUCUUGCUCUUCCACCUAGGCUGGAGUGCAGUGGCAUGAUCGUGGCUCACUGCAGCCUUGACCUCCCAGUCUCAAGUGAUUCUCAUACCUUAGCCUCCCUAGUAGCUGGGACUACAGGCAUGUGCCACCACACCCAGCUAAUUUUUAUAUUUUCUGUAGAGACAGAGUUUUACUAUGUUGCCCAGGCUUGCCUAGAACUGAGGUCAAGCAAUCAUCCCACGUUGGCCUCCCAAAGUGCUGGAAUUACAGGCAUGGGUCACUAUGCCUGGCAACAAAUAUUUAUUUAGUGACUUCUGUGUGCUAAGCAACAUGCUAGCUGAUAGCACAUGAUGAUAGAGCAGGUUACUGAUGAGCAACAUGGAGCCUUUCUCCAGUUCUGGCUGCUACCACCCUGUUCUGAGCCACGAACAUUUGUUUCCCAGACUACCACAAUUGCUCCUUAAGUAGUCUUCCCACUUCUGCUCUUGAAUCUUUCUAAUCUAUCUGCCAAUCAGCAGCCAGAGUGUGCUUUUAAAAAUAUAAAACAUAACAUGCUUCUCUUGAAAAAUUUCAAUAUGUUUCCAUUGACCUUGAAAUAAAAUCUAAGCUCUUUAACAUGGGCUGCAAAGCUCUAAUGACUGCACUUCCUCCCUCUUCUCUACCCAUGAUGUGUCAAGCUUUCUUUUUUUCCACAGAAGGGCCUACAAAUGUUAUUCCUCCUGCUUGGAAUGUUCUCUCUUUGAUUAUGUGCCCAGAUAUCUCACUCAUAUUUCUCAAGUCUCAGUCCAAGGUCACUUCCUCAAGCCUUUCCUUACCUCCCAGUUAAAAUGGAGGUAACGAAAUGUCCCUUGAUAUUAUCUCCUAAACACACCUUGCUUUUUUUUUUUGAGAUGGAGUUUCGCUCUGUUGCCCAGGCUGGAGUGCAAUGGCAUACUCUUGGCUCACUGCAACCUCCGCCUCCUGAGUUCAAGCGAUUCUCCUGCCUCAGUCUCCCAAGUAGCUGGGAUUAGAGGCACGUGCCACCAUACCCCAGCUAAUUUUAUUUUUAGUAGAGACGGGGUUUCUCCUUGUUGGUCAGGUGGGUCUCGAACUCUCGACCUCAGGUGAUCUGCCCCCCUGUGCUUUUGGCCUCCCAAAGUGCUGGAAUUACAGGUGUGAACCACCGCUCACAGAGGGGAGUAGCACAAGGUUGGAGGACGAUGGUUUCGAGGCAGCCCCAGAACCUUGGAGAGCUCCACAGACACGAGUUGGAACUAGCACCUUGGACAGCACCACAGCUUCGUUGUUUUCUACUGCCAUCCCUUGUACCUGGAUGAUAUCAACACACGUUGCAGUGGUCACUGUUAAUUUCCUGGGACUUCCGACUCCUGUGUACCUGGAAAUUGUAAUCCUCUAAAGUCAGCAGCCCUUUAGAAGGUUCUUUACAACAAGGUGGGGGUUGGGAUUCUCUUCUUUCUAGGAACUUCAGCAUCAAAGCUGAUAAUUGGACUGACUCCCUUGGGAGCUCUAUGGGAUUGGUAGCUAGUAUAGUUGUGUUAUUCUGGAGGCCAACAUCCUUCAAGUUAGGGGAAAAUGUGUACUAACUUGUUGUAUUACCUAAGGAAGAAUGGUCAGGGCUCUUCCUAGGCACAUAUAAGCAAACUAUCAGGCAAUGCAUGUGAGAAAUAAGGUAUAUUGUAUUCAUUUGGAGACAGGCUCCUUGAUUCUUUUUCAUACCCUCUUUUCACUUGCUAACCCCCACCUGUUAACCUCCUUUCAGAAAUAUACAAUGGAUUGGAUCUGCUUUCUCUGUGGUAAAAAGCUUCUGAACUUGAUUGUUGUUAGCAAGUUUCUGUGAGGUUAUGUACAAAAAACUUGGAAGGAGUUUGGCACUGUAGGUCUUUCUCCUAGUUAUAGUAUGUCAUAUUUACAAAUUUAUGCAUUAAUAACUCCCUUAUUGACAAAAGGUAUAAUCAGGUUCACAAAUAAGUUAGAGGAGGGGAAAAGUAACAUUAAUUGAGCAACUACUGAAUCCUGGUCCCUGUUGUAUGUACUUUAUGUUGUAUGCACUUUAUGUUGUAUGCAUGUGUAGUAUUUACAGCAACUAUGCAUUAUUCAUUUUUCAGAUGAAUUAAUGGAAUUUCAGAAAAGCUAGGUGGUUGCCCAAGGUCUCAUAGCUAGUAAGUGAAGAAAACAGGACUUCUCAAUCCUGCACAUUUAUUUUCAAUUUCUUUUUCUCUGUGUUUCCUUUUUGAAUAGUUUCUAUUGCUGUCUUCAAAUUCACUCAUCUUUUUUACUGUAAUGUCUCAUCUGCUGUUAAUCCCAUCCAAUGUAUUUUUAUUGCACCUUACAAAUUUUCAUCUUUAGAAGUUUGAUUUGGGUCAUUUUUAUAUCCUUCAUUUCUCCACUAACCUUUUAGAUGUAUCAGAUGUGAUUGUAAUAACUUUUAAAUGUCAUUUCCUACUAAUUCUGUUGUGACUAUUUCAGAAAUCUAUCAGGAUUAGUUUUUAAUGUAAUUUCAUGUAAUAUGAGUUACUGGCCAAAGUAGGUAGUAUUAAUUUAAACCCUAUACUUAAUGAUACAAACUAUGAUUAUAAAUUUUUAGGGGAUAUUUCUACUAACACUUCAAAGCUUAGGCAAGGACCAUAAGAUUCUUUGUUAUCUCUCUUUGUUCAUGAGAUUUUAAAAAGAUUUAUUCUCUCAUGGGUCCAGGAAUUUGGAUGAGUAUAUGUGUGUGAGAAAAGUAUCUGUUUCUAUUCCUUGCUUCAUGCCGGCCUCCUAUAUAUAUCUGCUUUCUCAGAUAUCAAGAUUUACAACUCUUCAUCAUUCCCACUCAUGUUGGCCAAAGCAUCAGCUGAGCUCCUCAGGCCAAACCAACACCUCUGGUUUUAGUUUCUUGUUUGGUUUUGGUACCUGGAUACACUUUCCUGUGCACUAAGUAUUUAAAAUGAUGUUGAAUAUUAUAUCUUAUUCUAAAUUUUGAGAUUCUCAUUGAUAUUAUUUGCUACAUAGCCCUCAACAGAAUUCUGAAUAGAAUAGAAUACUACUUAUUGUCUUAAACUCACUGUUGUAAGAUAUUAAUAUAACUAUGCCAUUUUCUCUUUAACUUAAUAUUUGUCUGAUAUAUCUAUUUUCCAUUCUUUAACUUUCUUUUUCUUUUAUGAUGGAGUCUCACUCUGUCACUCAGGCUGGAGUGCAAUGGUGUGAUCUUGGCUCACUGCUACCUCCGUCUCCCAGGUUCAAGCAAUUCUCCUGCCUCAGCCUUCUGAGUAGCUGGGACUACAGGCGUGCACCACCACACCCAGCUAAUUUUUUUGUGGUUUUAAUAGAGAUGAGAUUUCACCAUGUUGGUUAGGCUGCUGUUGAACUCAUCCUUGUGAUCUGCCCACCUUGGCCUCCCAAAGUGUUGGGAUUAUAGAUGUGAGCCACUGUGCCUGGCUGCAUCUAACAUUUUUUUCUACACAAGUUUUAGAAUCAUUUUCACAAGUUUUAAAACAAAUUCUGUAGGGGUUUUAUUUGGUAUAACAUUGGACUUCAAUUAAAUAAAGAACAAUACACUUCCCAUUGAGGAAUUACCUGUGCCUUUCCACUUACACAACUGGUUUUCAUUGGUUUAGUCCCCAAGUGUUUAAAAUUUUCUUAAUGUAUGUCUUAAGCAUUUAUUAGUAAACGUUCAUAUAUAUGUUUGGUUGCUUUGAGAAUAAGACCUCUCCCUACUCUAGUACAUUUAUUCACAUAGAUUAAAUGACUUUUUUCAUAUAACUCACAACAUCAAUAAGUAAAUUAAAAUUUUAUAACAUAAAAACAGCCUUGAACUCCUGUAAUAAACACCAACUACACUGUUGUUUUGCCACAAUGUGCAUGAGAAGAAGCAGCCCAAACCAUCUUUACUCUGUUAAAACUGGAAACAACAAAAAUAAUUUUUUAUCAUGAGAAGAUUGUCAGUUUUCCCUGGUGGUCAGAGGGGAAGGGUUUUAGGGAGGUCUUGGGACUGCAGGGACAAAGGGUGCAGGAGAAGAAGCCUUAGAGCUCAGCAGGAGGAAACUGACACUACAUGGCUGCAGGCCUGGCAAGGAAAUGACCUUCUAGAAUGCUGAAGUUGAAGAGCCAGCUUAAUUUUGUAACUGUUGUGUUGUGUGAUUGUUCUAUCUUUCCUCAUUUCUAGGGGUGUUAAUUAGGCUAUGGGCUUGGAAAUUAAUUUGGAGAACCAAAUAAGUGUGGUUUAAAUUUGAUGAAAGUUUAUUUCUCUCUCAUGUACCGUAAGAAAAUAAGCCAUCUGGGACUAAUAUAGCAGCUCUGUGCCUCUUCCUUUUAGCUGCUCUGUCAUUCCCAGCAGCCAUACCCUUAUUUGCAUUGCUCCAAGAUGUUCUCCCUUGUCAACAUUCCACCUGGUCAAUGAAGAUUUGGGGCUAGGGAGGGCAUGCCCCUUGUCUUUAAGGAUUCAGCAUCACAUUUUGUUAUAGCCUAUUUGCCAGAAUUGGUCACAUGGACACACUUUGCUUUAAAGAAUUCUGGGAAAUGUGUGCUUUUCCCCUGAGCUGUCACAUUCCUUGCUAGAGAUUCUGUAACUGUAUAAAAAUGAAAGAACAGGGGUUGACAGACAUGAACUGGUCUCCAUCUCUCCAUACCUACCAUAAAGCUUUUGUAAAUUGGUUUGUGCAUUAUUAUCUAUUUUUUUCUUAUAUGUCUGAAGUAGGAGUAGGAGUUUUGUGGUUAUUUAGGGAGCUUCAUUUUCUUAUCUGUAAAAUUAGGCAAUGGGUUUAUGAUGCAAACCUUUGGGGCCAGCAUUGAUGUGAUCUGAUUUCUUCCUAUUUCUUUCAACAAGCUUUCACUCCUGAUUUCUGAGCCUACAAAAAAGUGAAAACCAGAACUUACUGACAAGAGCAAUGUAAUCUCCAGCUAUCACUCUGCCCAAUCAUGGGGACCAUAUUCUUAAUGAGCUUAUUUUGGAAAACAGUGAAGACCAAGGUCACAGCAAGGCAGAGAAGGGUGCCUGGUCAUGGUCACUGUCAUGAUCUGAGGCAUAAGACAUAUCCUACCCUCAUUCACAAAGUAGGCUUCUGCCUAAGAGUUAGGGCUGGAAAAAACAAAUGUUUAUUGCUCUCCUUCUUUCUGCCAGGUUAUCCUCUAGCUGAGGAUGAUGAUGUUGGACAAGAUAGAUAUGGUGUCUGUUUCUUGGAGCCACCAGAGAAGACAGACAUAUAAAUAAGCUACCCUCAUUAAAUGAGUACACAGUGCUGGGGUGGCACAUAAAUGAGUGCCCUGCCUUAUUAUGAGUGAUCAGGGAAGGCUUGCUUCCCAUGGGAAAUGGGAUUUGUGCUCACACUUCCAGUAACAGUCAAGAUGGAGGAUAGGAAUGGGAAGGGAAGAGCAUUCUAGAUCUAGAAAGCAGCAUUUUUAGCAUGUAGGGCUGUACUUGAGUCAGGGAAUCAAUAGGAGUCAUAAGAGUCCACAGAGGCGAGUAGGGGCAAACACCACUCUCUAGUGCAGCAGCGUUGGAUAAAUCAGAGCUGGAAGGAAGAAAAGCCUGCAUUACCAGAGUUCCGGGGUGUGUGAGGGGGUGGAGUAGCUUUUAGUAUUGUCUCCCUUCCCCCAGGGCUCAUUUUGUAAUUUUAUUGGAGGUAUUUUGUUGUAUUUGCUGGCGGUGAUAGCAUUUCUACCAGCGUUGUGGAUGGGAGCCAGGAUCCUGCAAUGAAAAGGACAGUCUUGUCCAUUGAAAAAAUGUUCACAGUUUCAAAUGUCUUGCUGAACAUUCAGGGCUAACAGUCAGCAUGGGCCAGACCCGAACCGGAGGAUCGAUCGGGCUGCAGCCACAGGGGACCCGGAGAGAGCAACACCGAGAAGAAGAGACCUUGCUCCUAGAGAGGCCGGGCCUCCUGGUGACGCACUUCCGGCAGCGCCGGGGAGCCGCCUGCUGCGGGGUAGAUAUUCAGACUGACAGUGAUUUCACAAAGGAAAUGUAUGACAGGAAAGAGGAUGUAUCAUUUGAACUUCAAAGGGACUUUUCCCAGGAAACAGGCUUUUUAGAAACCUCUCUUCUGGAGAAACAACAGGAACUCUACUCUGCAGGAAAUAUAAAGAAGGAAAAAAGCAACACCAUUGAUGGAACAGUGACAGAUGAGACAAGCCCCAUGGCGGAGUGUUUUUUUAGUCAAAGUCCAACCUCAUAUUCGUGUCAUACCAUCACUGUAGAGCAGCCCUCUGGAUGUACAGGCCUGGGGAAAGCCAUCAGCUUUGAUACAAAACUUGUUAAGCAUGAAAUAAUUAAUUCUGAGGAAAGGGCUUUCAAAUGUGAAGAAUUAGUGGAGCCCUUUAGGUGUGACUCUCAGUUUAAUCAACAUCAAGAAAACUACACCGAGGAAAAGCCUUAUCAAUGUUUGGAGUGUGGCAAAGCUUUCAGCAUUAAUGAGAAAUUAAUUUGGCAUCAAAGACUUCACAGUGGGGAGAAACCCUUCAAAUGUGUGGAGUGUGGGAAAAGCUUCAGCUACAGUUCCCAUUAUAUCACACAUCAGACAAUCCACAGUGGGGAGAAGCCCUAUCAGUGUAAGGUGUGUGGGAAGGCCUUCAGUGUUAAUGGAAGCCUAAGUAGGCAUCAGAGAAUUCAUACGGGAGAGAAGCCCUAUCAGUGCAAGGAGUGUGGAAAUGGCUUCAGCUGUAGUUCUGCAUAUAUUACACAUCAGAGAGUCCACACUGGGGAGAAACCUUAUGAGUGUAAUGACUGUGGGAAAGCUUUCAAUGUUAAUGCAAAAUUAAUUCAACAUCAGAGAAUCCACACUGGAGAGAAACCUUAUGAAUGUAAUGAAUGUGGAAAAGGCUUCAGGUGCAGCUCCCAGCUUAGGCAGCAUCAAAGCAUCCACACAGGAGAGAAGCCCUAUCAGUGUAAGGAGUGUGGAAAAGGCUUCAGUAAUAAUACAAAACUCAUUCAGCAUCAGAGAAUCCACACAGGUGAGAAACCCUAUGAAUGCACUGAAUGUGGAAAAGCCUUUAGUGUCAAAGGGAAGUUAAUCCAACACCAGAGAAUUCACACAGGUGAGAAACCCUAUGAGUGUAAUGAAUGUGGGAAAGCCUUCAGGUGUAACUCCCAAUUUCGACAGCAUCUGAAAAUUCACACUGGGGAGAAGCCUUAUGAGUGUAAUGAGUGUGGAAAGGCCUUCAGCGUUAAUGGGAAACUAAUGCGGCAUCAGAGAAUUCACACUGGGGAGAAACCUUUUGAAUGUGAUGAGUGUGGGAGAUGCUUUACUUCUAAAAGAAACCUACUUGAUCAUCACCGAAUCCAUACUGGAGAAAAGCCCUUUCAAUGUAAGGAAUGUGGGAAAGCUUUUAGUAUCAAUGCCAAACUAACUAGGCAUCAGAGGAUACAUACUGGGGAGAAACCUUUCAAAUGUAUGGAAUGUGAGAAAGCGUUCAGCUGUAGUUCCAACUAUAUUGUGCACCAGAGAAUCCAUACUGGAGAGAAACCCUUUCAGUGUAAGGAGUGUGGAAAAGCCUUCCAUGUUAAUGCCCAUUUAAUUCGGCAUCAGAGAAGCCACACUGGGGAGAAACCCUUCAGAUGUGUGGAAUGUGGCAAAGGCUUCAGCUUUAGUUCUGACUACAUUAUACACCAGACGGUCCACACUUGGAAGAAACCAUAUAUGUGUAAUGUGUGUGGGAAAGCAUUCAGGUUUAGCUUCCAGCUCAGUCAGCAUCAGAGUGUCCAUAGUGAAGGAAAAUCCUAAUAAUGAGAAAGAUGUAGAAAACUCUCAAGGUUAAUGCCAAAGUGGGUCAAGUAUCAUCAGAUUCAUCCAUUGAAAAACCCCCAAGAGGGGAUGAAUAUGGCAGAGUCUUCAUAUGGAAACAGUUUUUAAUUCUAUUCAAUUUUUAAUCAGGAAAGGAUGACCAGUUAAAGAGAAACAUCCAAAAAUAAAUAGCUUUGUUUUGUACCAACAGGACUUAGAAAAUAUAAUGAAGGAAAAUAUUUCAUUCCCAGUAGCAUCAAGAAAAGUAGAUUUUCUAGAAAUAAACAGUUAUGGCGGACUUGUAUGGAGAAAUUUAAGUCUUCACCUGAGGGCAACUUUACAAAGGAAAUUUGAAUAAAUGGAGAGAGAGAGAGAGAAGCCUUGUUCUUGGAUAGAAAAACCCAUAAUAAAGAUAUUUACUCUACCUACCUUAAUUUAUUUGUUUAAUUUUUGACAACAAGCAUGCAUUACUUUUGAAAAGAUGAAAAGUAAUAAAGAUUUAUUUAAAAAAGGAAAAA
Callithrix jacchus (white-tufted-ear marmoset) is the source of this 9741-nucleotide messenger RNA. The record is from RefSeq and is a predicted model, not a curated record. Lineage: Eukaryota; Metazoa; Chordata; Mammalia; Primates; Cebidae.